AUGUUGAAUUGGAUCUGGGGAGGAAAGGAAGAAAAGAAGGAAAGCAGCGGUUUGGGUGGAGGUGCCACUGAAAAGAUUGUUUUUGAAGGAGUUACCGUUAAGGAAUGUUUGGAUGUUAUUUCUAAUUGUGAAAAGUAUACUGAAUUCAUUGAAGGAUGUGUGGAAGCUAGAAAGACCAAGGAUAAUGAAGACGGAACCUUUGAUGUUUUCUGGAAGGCUUCAGUUGGUGGUAUUAUCAACACUGAAUAUACUCUCAGACUUAGAGUCGAUGGUGAUAACGGAUUUUCAUGGGUUGAAACUGAUCAUGGUCCAUUUGCCAAGAAUAGAGGUUGUUGGACAUUGGUCGAUUUGGGUAAUGGUAACGUUGAAGCCACAUAUUCUGUAAAUAUUGAAUUGAACAUUUGGGUUCCUGGAAUUUUGAGAGACUUUUUGGUUGGAACUGGUCUUCCAAGAACCAUGACUGCUUUCAAGAAGAGAAUUGAAGGAAUGAAGAAGUAA
Molecule: messenger RNA, 498 nt
Organism: Naegleria gruberi
Lineage: Eukaryota; Heterolobosea; Eutetramitea; Acrasida; Naegleriidae
Exons: 2
Coding region: 1-498 (165 amino acids)
Source: RefSeq, a predicted model, not a curated record